This is a messenger RNA of Naegleria gruberi, 4218 nucleotides long. RefSeq lists its product as uncharacterized. NCBI's taxonomy places the organism in Eukaryota, Heterolobosea, Eutetramitea, Acrasida, Naegleriidae. Gene Ontology annotation, biological process: intracellular signal transduction; cAMP biosynthetic process. The record is from RefSeq and is a predicted model, not a curated record. The transcript has a single exon. The coding region runs from base 1 to 4218 and encodes 1405 amino acids.
AUGAAGAAUAAUCGAAAUACACGAACACCUAGUGAUGGUAGGCGAUCCUACAACAAUAACACUAGCUCUCCCAGUAUAAUUUCCAAUCAACAAACAACAAACUCCUCAGGCCAAUCAUCAUCAAUACCGCCUACAUCACCUAAGAAACAACUCCAACUCAAUAGAAUAACCUCAAUGACCAACAACAAUUCAAGUGGUAGUAAUUCGAGCUCUAGAAACAACUCACCCAAGAAUGGAAGCUUCCGAGGAAAUCAACCCACCAUCAUUUCUUCCCAGCCUCAAUCACCACCACAAUCACCUUCAGCACACCAACAACAAGAAUUAUUCGAAAAUGAAUUAUCAGCAAAACUUAAUCAGCCGCCAACAGUUUCCGUUUCUUUGGCGCGAAAUCUUUUUGCAAGAGAAGCAAAAAAUGAAUCAAAAGCACCAAGUUUAAAUCAACAACAAAACAAUGUUCGAGGUAGGACACUCGGUAAAGCUGUUGUGGAAGGACAAGGACAAGAACGAGAACAACAAGAAUCGAGUCAUCGUGAAUUGAAAAGUAUUCUUCAUAGUACUCCUCCGACGGUCAAGGUUGAAUUGAAUGAUUUGAUAAAAAAGAAAACUAGAUUUGAAGAUGUUUGUGAUGGUGAUGAGCAAGAUGUAAAUGUUUCGAUUGUGGAGACUACUAGUAGUAAUAGUAUUAAUUUAGAAAAUAGUAAUAAUAAUACCACUCUAUCAUCGGAAUUGAAGAGUCUUGAGAAUGAACAUUCGAAUGAAACUAAUAUUCAUGAUGAGGUAGAGAAACAACAAUUCGAUAGUAUACUGACUGUCUCUACCAUUCAAGAUGAUCAUCAAGAGGUACAUGAGGAGAUGGAUAAUUUCAAGAAUGAAUUUUCAUUUGCAGAGAAUAUUAAUCCUGAUGAGGCCAUUACAAAUAUUAAUUUGAAUGCCUUAGUAGAGGAACACAUUCCUUCUUGUAGCACUCCCAAUUCUCUAAUGACAGAUGUUCACUCAACUGGUACUUCAUUUACUCCUUCUUUUAAUUCUACCAAUCCAAUACAUUUAGCAACACCAGACACAUCCGAAAGAAUUACUCAUUCUCUUCCAGUUAAUUCAUAUUUUGGAAAAUCUCUUGGCAAUGAAAACUCCUUGUCAAACACUAGUGGAAUUUCAAGGAAAUCCAGUAUGAUGGGCUCUGCAAAAUCAAUAGUAGAGCUCUUUAAACAAGGAGAGUUGAGCGACGACUUACAAGACGAUGGUGAUGACAGGUUUAGAGCUAAUUCUUCUAGAAGAAAACAGCUUGUAGGAAGUUGGCAGAGCCAAAGUCAAGAAGGAGAUCAACCAAGAGCUCCAAAACUCAUUCCCUCACCAUCAAGAAAUAAUUUGGUUGUAGAUCCUCUUACUAUUCAGAAACAAUUGGGAAAGAAAAUUAAGUCUAUGGAGGAACAUGACGGAGAGGAAGAUGUAAACAUGUCAUUUGCAUUUCCACCCACAAAAUAUGAUCCUAAUAGAAGAAGAUCUUCUUCUCAACCAGUACAAAAGUCAGAGGCACUAAAUUUAACCAAUUCCCCAAUUGUGGCGGUCUCUCCUGGAACUCCAAGAGAAGAAAUAGGGUCAGAACCUCUUACUGCGAACAAUGUUCAAGUUUCUUUUAAAGAGGAGAACGAAAUUAUCGUUGAUGAUCUUCCUUCUGCAUCAACUAUGGUACAGGUUUUAAAGAAGGUUCCAAAUCGUCAAGUCAACAAAAAAAGAAAUGGGAAUUCUGUUAAUAGACCUCAAUCAUUACAACUUUCUUUUGGUACAGUCAAUCAUAUCAACAGAAACAUGGCCCACAGAGGUAGUGAGGAUCAACCCAGAUCCAUAAGAACUGUAAAUAAUCAUAGAAAUAGUGUUGUUUCUACCAAUAGAUCUGUUUCCGAGCCAUUUGUUAGUGAAUCCAUUGGAGAAGAAAAGGAAGUUUUCAAGAGAAAAUGCUUCGACUAUGUUUGUAGCAUCAAAAUAGUACUUUUCAUUGUAUUUCUUUCUGUUGUGGUAGUGACUGGAAUUUCAGUUUGGCUCGCAGGGUAUUUAACCACUGAGUAUCAAGUAGUUAAUACUAUUGCAUUUGAUUCAAAUUCAGAGCUAGUGGAUCUUAUGAAAACUAAUUGGAUGACCUCAGUGGUCAACUAUGCUCCGAGUGUGUUAAACUUGGCAAGAGUUGUACUCACUCAAUUGGAGCCCAACCUCUCCUUGACAGAUACACUAACCAAUGAAAGAUAUCAAUCUAUGUUAAGGAAAUUAUUCAGAGAUACUGUGGCUCAAUCUGAAAUGUUUUAUCAAAUGUUUUCUGUAGAUUUAUACGGAAAUUAUUCUGGGGUUGACGUUAGCUAUUCACCAACUGGUUCAUUAGUAGAAAGGUACAUUGUAAAUAACAAUACAAACAAGUUGCACUUUUGGAGGAUGACUAAUGGAAAAAUUCAAUAUUAUGAAGGAAAUAUGCCAUUAUCAUCAAGUAGAUUUGGUGUUCUUCUUUCUAGUGUGAAUGAGUUAAAAGCAAUAGAUGAACAGAGAAUGGCCAAAGGAUUAGAUGCUUCCAACACUGCAGUAUGGUCAAGUAUUUUCCAGAUUACUAUUACAGGUAAAUGGGCUAUUGGUUGUUCUAUCCCUUACUAUAUCAACAACAAAUUUACAGGAGUUUUGACAGUAAUAUUUUCACUUUCUGAAUUAUCUACGAAAUUAUAUUCUGAAUAUGCCAAGGAGGAUCAUCACAGAGUUUUUGUUAUCAGACAAGAUGGAGCUCUUUUAGGAUCUAGUAAAGGAAUAGAGCAGAAACAGGUCUACUCGUCAGGUUCUCAGACAUUACUUCUCGCACAGAAUGCAAAUGACACUGUCAUCUCCUCAAUUGCAACAAAACUUUUUACAGAUUAUGGCAUCAAUGGCACUCUUAAUGUGACAAACAUUCCGAAUAAUAUUUACCUGGUUGAUUCUAGUGGUGAGGCUCAUUUUGUAUCUGUGGAGCCAAUUACUGAAAAUGGAUUAGACUGGCUACUUAUCCACUCAACAUCAAGACGUAGUUAUAUUUCACUAUUUCAAGAAACAAGCUACACAGUAGUUGCCGUGUCGUGUGUAUUGGUUUUAGUUUCCGUUAUGAUAUCUAUUUGUGUCAGUGCACUGAUUACAAGUCCAUUGAAUUCAUUGAAGAAACGAGUAGACAACCUUGCUCAGAUGAAUAUAGAAACAGGUUACGAUGACAAGGUACCUGUUACAUUCUCAGAGGUGCGUUCCAUUAUUUCCUCAGUCAAUCAAAUGAGCAAAGGCUUGAAUAGUUUCUCCAAGUAUGUGCCAUAUGAUAUUGUUGCCACUAUUGUCAAGUCAAAACAACCAGCCAUGUUGGGUGUUCAAUGGAAAACUGUCACACUCUACUUUUCUGAUAUUGCAAGUUUUACAAACAUGACUGAGAAAAUGUCGCCUGAUACACUUGUAGAGCUAAUGUGUGACUUUUUCACUCAACAGACAGAUAUUAUCAUGAAAACCCAAGGAACUGUAGAUAAAUUUAUUGGGGAUUCAAUUAUGGCCUUUUGGAAUGAUCCUGUUCCUAUAAGAGAUCAUGAAUUAGCUGCUGUUGAAAGUGCCUUUGCUUGUCAGGAGGGCCUAGUUCCAUUCAAUAACAAGUGGAAGGAAAAGUUGAGAUUAAUAUGUGUUAACAAGAAUGCUGGAACCUUUGACAAUUUUAAUAUGAAAAUAAGAAUAGGACUUCAUACAGGAGAAUGUUUCAUAGGUAAUAUUGGGUCUGUUGACCGAAUGAAUUAUACUUGUCUGGGUGAUACAGUCAACACAACAUCCCGUCUCGAAUCUCUCAAUUCCAUGUAUGGUUCCUCAAUAAUGAUCAGUGAGAAUGUCUAUGCAAAGGUUCACAAGAAAUUCUUGUGUAAAUGGGUUGAUGUGGUUUGUGUUAAGGGAAAGGCCAUUCCAAUCAAUAUUUAUAGUGUGCUCUCUAGAAAGGAACAUGCAAAUCCAGAUCUUAUCAAAAUGUGCUCUGGUUAUCAAGCUCUGAGAGAAUUAUUCCUCAGCUUGAGAUUUGAGGAAGCCAUAGAAUUUAUGGAUCAGAAUGAGGAUGUAUUGAGCUAUAUGGCAGAAUCAAAGGAGAAGGCCUCUUAUCAACUUAUCAGAAAGAAGUGUUUGGAAAAGAUUAAUGAAGAUAUGCCAGAAAAUGAAGAUUCCUUAUUCUGGGUUUCUUCUAAACUCCACGAAAAAUAA